Molecule: messenger RNA, 366 nt
Organism: Clunio marinus
Lineage: Eukaryota; Metazoa; Arthropoda; Insecta; Diptera; Chironomidae
Source: the annotation of a GenBank genome assembly
AUGAUCCCAAAUGAAUUUCAAAUAAUUACGAAGCAUCGCGGCUGCAACAGAAGCGCAGGUAGUCGACCAGAAGUCGCAACUUCACUUAACUCACUUCAGCUUCAUAAUCCACGAACGAAAGUUUCGAAUAAGAAGAACAAUUUGUGUGAUGAUCGCUUGUUAAUGGACGAAAGAAUGAAAGAAAUGAAAGAUGAUCCAAUGAUGAUUCGAUGGAUGUUUGUUGGUGUCGCUAAGUUCGAAGCAAUUAACAGUUCAGACUCUCGACAAUGGACAUUUCAUGCAGCCUUUGACAUUAAAGAAGCUUUAAGGGUUGUUCGACAAUCGAAUGCAGACGAGAUGAUGAAGAUUAUCAGCAACAUAUGGUAG